This is a messenger RNA of Daphnia pulex (common water flea), 1872 nucleotides long. RefSeq lists its product as uncharacterized. The record is from RefSeq and is a predicted model, not a curated record. The transcript has 5 exons. Bases 179 to 1600 code for a protein of 473 amino acids. NCBI's taxonomy places the organism in Eukaryota, Metazoa, Arthropoda, Branchiopoda, Diplostraca, Daphniidae.
UGGAGACAACAGUGUAUUACCAUAUGCCACAUAAGAUAUAUUACUGUACGUGUGACUAUCUGUAUUUAAGUGACUCUCUCUGAGAUCUUUUUUCGAUCAGUUUAAAGGUUUUAUCAACACUUCCGCGAUCUUUUCUUACGUGGCCAGAACUUAAAAGGACAGGCGAAAAAACCUCACAAUGGCAAACCGAUUCAAGAGUCUGGCCGAUCGGCAGUUAUUCUGGAAGACACUUUUUGAAGAGAAGAAAAUAGCGAAACAAUUGCCCGUGCUAGCGACGGAUCACGUAGAUGGCGUCACUUACGACGACCUGCCACAAUACGGUCAAGUGCAUAUUGUUGCCCAAUCCGCUUCCAGUCUGGGUGACAAUUUCAUGAGCGACACUUUUAUUGUGACGGCUCAAUUGACAAAACGUGAUGCCUUUGGGAACGAGACUAAAAAUACCUUGAGUACCUUCAUUAAGGUGCUACCUUCAAAUGCGAUGCUGCGCAUCACUGCCUACGAGGCACGAACUCACCACCGCGAGAUGGACGUCUACCAAAACUUCUUUGGACUUUUGCGAGAAAUGCACACAGGGCAAUCGAUUCCGCUGGAUGUCCCAGAUGUCUACUACUCCCAUAUGGAGGAAAUGGUUCAAGGCGGAGCGGAUGGAUCGGGAACUUGUACUCUCCUGGAGGAUCUCAAGGCUGAGGGUUAUCGUAUGACGGAUAAAGUGGAAGGCGCUGAUUAUCGACACUGUCAAAUUGCACUGACGUCACUGGCCCAUUACCAUGCAUUGACGAUUAGUGCGGUGAGAAAGUGGAAGGAUCCAGUAACUGGCGAACUUUCCAAAAUUCCACAAGGAGCCAAGUUUAUCGUGGAAGGGACAACAAUGUACGACAUUGGUACUCUUCAAAUGAUGCAGGACAGUUCCAAAAACGUGAUCCAAUUCGCCAUAGAUGUCGAAAGACCCGAUUUAGUUGAAUGGAUAACUGGUUUGGUGGAACGUCUACCGGAGAUUGUCCAAACUGACACUGUGGAGAGCUGCGGUCCAUUGGCCUGCAUCUUACAUGGCGAUUACUGGAACAAUAACAUGUUGUUCAAAUACGACGAUGAUGGGAAGAAACCAAUUGCCUUAAAAAUGAUCGACUUUCAAAUAGUAAGGAUCGGCCAUCCACUCAGCGACGUCCUGUAUUUCCUUUACACGAGCACCAGGCCGGAAAUAAGGGCCAGGUACAUGAAAUUUUUGUUACGUCACUACUAUGACACGUUGACUGCUGAUUUGCGACUGCUCGGCAUCUCACUCAAUUACUACACCUGGGAAGAUUUCUUGGCUGAUUAUAAGAAAAGAUCUUUGAUGUGGAUGUUUAUGGGUUGCGUGGUUUUGUCGUUUGUCUUGGACAAGAAAGUUCUCGACAAGUUGGGUGAAAUGGACGUAGAGGAGAGGAAGAAAGAACCAAAAGCCGCUGACGAGGAAAUAGUCAAAGGUGUCAGUGGAAUGAGCCUCGAAGCUGAGGAAUCGAUGAGAAAUAUGAUGGCAUCGCAGAAGUGGAGCGACAAUAAACUUUUAACAGGUCGGCUUCUCAAACUCAUCGACGAAGUCAAAGCCUUGCAAGAUUCUUAAACGAAAUUUCAUUCAAAUAGCGCAAAUAGUCUAUUGGUAAAAUCAAUUGCUCAUUAUAUACCACAGACCUUAUGUGAGUUAUGUCCACAAGGCUGUUAAGCAUAUUAGGUCUUGAAUAUAGUUUGUUAAUAAAUCAAAUAAUUCAUUAUUUCGUACGUAAUGUUUACAUUCCACAUUUCGAGUCCUUUUGAUAUCGAACAGUUGGCUGAGUUAACUUGUUUGAGAUGGGCAGAACACGCUGAUGGCCAUUUGAAAACUUAAAAUCACAUUUA